AUACGUUACAUUUAUUGAUUAAAAUUCGAGCACAAAUGUUUACCUUCAGUUCCUUCUAUAUUCUAAGGAUAAAUCUCCUUCAAUUCUGUGUCCCCAGAUAAAUUUGCUUUUAGCUAUUUUGUUCCAUUGUCAACUUUAUUUCAAAUGAAUUAAAUUCAUCGAUCAGUGAAACUUUCAGGAGGGAGGAUAAUAUAUUCAUUUUCUUUCGACGAUUCAAAACUUCUUUAUUUAAAACUUGUACCGUACAUUGUUUACGAAGGUCAACAAUUGAGAAUUUCUAUCGUAAGAAAUAUAUAUAUGUAAUUAGUUUUCCAUUCUUUAUUUUUUAUAAAUAUGGGUGUCGAAAAAUUUCAAGAGCACUUGAAAUCUCAUAAGAAUCAACCAUUCUUCGAGAAGAUCUACUAUUGAAACCUGCUAUACAAUAUUUUAACAGGCCUUUAGAUGAUGUUGCUGCUUCUGGUUAUCUUACUAAUAUUGAUCAUAAUAGGCCAUCUUCUGACUACAUUGGUACCAGCUUAUUACUAUUGGAAAAUAAGAGGAGUUCCUCAUGUUAGCCUUCUGACCGUACUGAAGAGAAUGAUAAUGAAGGACAAACCUUACUUCGACUUGGUGAUAAGCGAUCAUAAUAAAUUUGCUGGGAAAAGAUAUUAUGGAAGCUACAUGUCUGUGAUGCCUGCCCUCUUCAUUAGGGACCUCGAUCUUAUCAAGAAGAUACUCAUCAAAGACUUUGAACACUUCACAAACCGAUUAGACAUCCUAAACGCAUCCUCUGAUCCCAUCUUCAGGAACAACUUACUGGUAGCUAAAGGAAAAAAGUGGAAAGCUCUGAGAUCCACCAUCAGUCCCGUAUUCACAACAGCAAAGAUGAAAGCUAUGUAUGUCUUGAUAGCCGAGGAGGCUAAAAAAUUCGUUGUAUACUAUAACAGUAUGAACCAAGACGAGAUCGAAGUGGAGAUGAAGGAGAUGUACUCCAAGUUUACCAACGAUGUCAUAGCCUCCUGUUCCUUUGGAGUCCAAAUUGAUUCGCUGAAAGACCCUAAGAAUGAUAUGUUUCUUGCUGGGAAGGUUAUAACCCAGACAACGCCUUUCAAUGUUGCCUGGAUCUUAAUAUCUAUGUUAUUUCCGAAAUUGCUCAAAUAUUUGAAAGUGAACAUUUUUCCAACGCAAAUCACACAAUACUUCAAGAAUAUGAUAUCAGCCACCAUUAGAUCCAGAGAAGAAGGUAAAAUAACCAGACCAGAUCUCAUUCAACUAUUGGUAGAAGCCAAGAAAGGAAAAUUAAAACGAGAAAACACACCUCAAGCUGAAGAAACAGGUUUUGCAACUGUCAGGGAGAGCACAGAUCUUCAGGUAGACUCAUCGCUGGAGAUAACAGAUGAAAUUAUAGUAGCCCAAGCCAUCAUUUUCUUCCUGGCAGGGUUUGAAGCUUCUUCUUCACUCCUAAGUUGUCUUUCUUAUGAAUUGGCCUUGAAUCCGAGAAUUCAACAGAAACUUAUUGAAGAAAUAGAUGAGCAUUUGGCUUCUUCGGACAUCAUUACUUACGAAAUGAUCACGAAGAUGAAGUAUUUAGAUCAGGUUGUAUCUGAGGCUCUUAGAAAGUGGCCAACGGCUUUUUUACAGUUAAGAAUUUGUACUAAGGAUUACGUCAUAGAGCCAGAAGAAGAACUGGAGGUUCCGUUGAAAGUUUCGAAGGGUUCCCUGGUAGUAAUACCUAUCAUUGGUACCCAUUAUGAUGAAAGGUACUUUGAAAAUCCUGAUGCUUUUAUUCCUGAAAGAUUCAGUGAUGGAGAGAAUAUUGUGCCACAAUCUUUCGCACCAUUUGGUAUUGGACCCAGGAAUUGCGUUGGUUCUAGAUUUGCUCUGUUAGAGAUCAAAUGUAUACUGGCAAAUAUUUUGAGUAAGUUCGAAAUGCAAAUCACAAAGAAAACUAAUAUACCUUUUAAGAAGCUCAAUACAAUUCCCUUUGCCAUUGAUGGAGGUAUCACGUUGGCACUCAAAAAAAGGAAGAAUACUAGUCUAUGAGAAAAUGUAAAUGGUUUUGACAUUGGAAUGAGAAAGAAAUGAAUAUAAUUGAAUCAAAUUUAGUUGAUAAUUCUCAUCACACAAUUUUUUUUUUACUAUUUAUCUAAUGCCAAUUAAUAAUUCAAAUAUUAAUUGCAUAUUUAUAUGAAAAAUUUAAUAAAUAAAAAUACAGAG
This is a messenger RNA of Harmonia axyridis, 2196 nucleotides long. Its product is annotated as cytochrome P450 9e2-like. NCBI's taxonomy places the organism in Eukaryota, Metazoa, Arthropoda, Insecta, Coleoptera, Coccinellidae. Bases 442 to 2022 code for a protein of 526 amino acids. The record is from RefSeq and is a predicted model, not a curated record. Gene Ontology annotation, molecular function: heme binding; monooxygenase activity; oxidoreductase activity, acting on paired donors, with incorporation or reduction of molecular oxygen. The transcript has 4 exons.